This is a messenger RNA of Schistosoma haematobium, 2624 nucleotides long. Its product is annotated as Desumoylating isopeptidase 2. The transcript has 9 exons. The record is from RefSeq and is a predicted model, not a curated record. Gene Ontology annotation, molecular function: deubiquitinase activity. Lineage: Eukaryota; Metazoa; Platyhelminthes; Trematoda; Strigeidida; Schistosomatidae. The coding region runs from base 528 to 1226 and encodes 232 amino acids. Gene Ontology annotation, biological process: protein deubiquitination.
GACAUUUGAAUCCCCGAUGACCUUGAGGAUGGAACAAGAUUCCGUCCAGUAAAUAAAAUAUUUCUCGACUUCGUCGAAGCAGCCAAUUAGUGUUUUCUAGAAAGAAUAUAGCAAGAAUUAUACAUUUUUGUAGCCAAGAAUGCGCUCGUUACCCAGCGGCAGAUCUCAAGAAACAAAUAAUUCGCUAGUUCUGCCUAGCGGAGUUUACGUUUUAGACAAUGUGCAUUGGAACCAAUGAACCCAUUCGUUCAGAUAAUGCUUUUCAAAGGAGGUUGUAAUGCUUUAAAUGUUAAAUAGCACCUUUAUCAUAUUUGUCAAAAUCUGUUUUCGUCACACAUCUCUACUGAUAAAAUUGUGUAUAAAAUCGGUAGCAAGUUUGACCCUAAAUUAGUAAGGACUUCAGGAACCUUCAGAUUUAUUAUUUAUUACGGAGAAAGUGUUCUUUAGUGAUAUGCAUUGGUUGAUACGAAAUCAUUUUAGGUUUUACUGUUUGGAUAGUUUUCCAAAAAGAUGAAUAAGUGGAAAAAAUGAAUCCAGUGAUGGGAUUCUGGGAGAAAUUGCGGAUGAAAUUAGAUCGUGUUUCAUCAACUCAAACAUCAACAUCAGAGAAUCAUAAAACAGAAACCAACACAACUACACCUAACUGUACUGCAACUCAUUCGACAAAUAAUUCCGUUGCAACGCCAGUGACCGUGAAUGUCUAUGAUAUGUUGUGGAUAAAUGAUUACGUCAGUUCUCUUGGUAUUGGAGUUUAUCAUACAGGAGUUGUAGUUCAUGGAAUUGAAUAUUCAUAUGGUGGACAUCCAUUAACCAACUCUGGAGUAUUCUCUAUGUUACCAAGAGAUUCUGCUUAUUUAGGCGAAAAUUAUUCGUACAAAGUCACAUUGUCCAUGGGAUAUACAGAUUUUACAGCUUCCGACGUUCUUUUAUUACUGGAGAGUAUAACAACAGAUUAUCGUGGUGAUCAAUAUCAUUUAUUGAAUAAAAACUGUAAUCAUUUCUCUGAUACAUUUGUUCAGUUACUUUGUGGUCGAUCUUUGCCUAAAUGGAUAAAUCGAUUGGCUACAAUUGGUUCCAAACUUCCAUUUAUUGAACGUACACUACCAGUUGAAUGGUUGAAACCACAUCAACAGAUCUACCAUUUCAUACAUGAUAUACAUUUUUUUCUACAUUUUGACAAUAACAACAACAAAAAGAAAUACACGAAGAAAAUUAUUCAAAUAUAAAAAAGGAAUGAAAGUUUUAAUUGUUUGAUAAUGAGACUAUGAUUGAUGGACAACGCUGGAGUAAUGCUAAAGUGACUUUGAGAGAGUGUUCCCCUAAUAACUAGGACCAAAUGAUGGCUAUAAUUCAAUGUGUAGAAUUAGAAUUAUGAUUUACAUUUGAUGGUUAAGGUUUGGGAUUCGAUUUACAGUUUUCAUGCCAAAAUCUAAAACUUUUUAUUGUUAUACCUUAUUGGUUCGUUCAUAAAUUAUAGUCUCGUCAAUUGUUUGUUUAUUUUUUUACCAUUUACUAUCGAAUAUUUGUUUAAACAGAAAAACGCAUAUGCACACAUAAUACAUAUACAUGACGAUUGUUAACCUUCAGUUGUUUUGUUUUGUUUUUCUCUAGUAAGAAAACAAAUAGAAUUAUAAAUUGUAUUUUAGAUAUUUUCUAAAAGAAAAGAAGAACAAGAGCUUUACAUAUAUUCAUAACAAGUAAAUAAACUUGUUUCCAUUGAAUUUGUUCAAUAAAUCUGUUUUUACAUAUUAUCGUUUACUCAUUUAUUACAUAAUUCAUAAUAGUUGUAUUCUUAUUUUUUUCAAAAUUUAAUCAAUAUAUAUUUAUAUAUAAUUGUUGCCAUAGUUUCUGUUUUGGUAUUUCUUUUUUUUUUCUUUAGUUCAUAUGACAGGGUUCUCAAUUCUUUCCUUUUAAUCAAUUAGUAUUAAUAUAGUUUUUGUUCAAAUCAUUUUCUUUUUUCUUCUUCUUCAAUCAUUUAUGUUAUAAUUUAUGUAACUAUCGGAGCAUCAUGUCAGAAUGUUCAAUUUUCAAACAAACCAAAAAGAGCGGUACAAUUUAAAUUGAUCAAUAUUCUAUUGUUUCUUUAGUUUCCUUUUUAUGUUGUUUUAAUAAUUAAUGAUUUAAUCUAAUUAUAUUGGUAUUGCUGAAUUCAAGAUCAGUUCAUGGUUAUUUGACAGUAUUGUUCUCUUUUCUUUUCUUUUCUUUUUUAAUGGAUUUUUUUUAUAUAUUUGUCUUUCAAAAAGAAUAAAAAAAUUCAUCUUUGAACUCGAGCUCUAAUGGUAAUGCAUUUAUUUGUUUAUUCAUAUUCAAUUCAAAUGGUUUAAACAAAAAUUAAUGGAAGUUUAUUUGUUUAUUAUGUCUGUCAAUCAGUUUUGUUUGAAUGUUGUUGUUGUUGUUUUUUGUUGGUUUGUUUGUUUGUUUUUUAUUUAUUUUGGAUUAUACGUUUGAUUAGUUCAAUUUAGGUUUUCUUUUCAACAAAACAAACUGUAUUAUCCAUAUGCCUGGGUUUUCAGUUCCUUUAUGCGGUGAUGCAAUCUGUACACAAACACAUACACAUACACACAAUCACACGCUUAUAUAUGCAUAAUAAUGAACUAUUCUACAAUUUAUUUGUUAACAAAGAC